This is a messenger RNA of Fusarium venenatum, 5157 nucleotides long. The record is from RefSeq and is a predicted model, not a curated record. NCBI's taxonomy places the organism in Eukaryota, Fungi, Ascomycota, Sordariomycetes, Hypocreales, Nectriaceae.
AUGACGACACAACUCCUUUCCACCGAGUUGACCAAUCUCAUUCAGGAGAGUAAGCGGAAGCAUAAUGACCUGCGACAGUUACCACAGGCUGCAGAGAAAUCAUUAGACGAAUUAAGGAAUUUGAGAAAUCCGUCUGAACAGACGGCCCCUGAAGAGCUGUCUCAGAAACCCAACUUCGUGAACCCUUUCAUCAUCGCAUGUGGCACAAAAAAUGCAAAGUUCACUGCAAUUGCCAUCGUCUGUCUACAGCGCCUCAUUGUUGCUCAGGCCUUACCAAGGUCCAAGUUGAAUCAGGUCCUGGAGGCGUUGAUGCAAGCUACAUCAGCUGGUCUCGAUGUACAACUCAAGAUCUUGCAAGCGCUACCCUCGCUUGUUCAGAAUUAUGCGUCCGAUCUUAAAGGAAACUUGUUGGUGACGACGUUGAACAUUUGCUUUACGCUUCAGAGUAGCAAAAAUGCAAUUGUGAACCACACCUCAGCGGCGACACUUCAGCAACUGGUCGUGUCCGUCUUUGACAAAGUUGUCGCCGAAGAUAAGAAAGCAGGCGAAGGAUCUAUGAACAACGACCCAGAAUACUCAGAUAAUCAUCCUGCAGCAACCGACGCCUACAGAAUCUUCAAUGACUUGUGCCUAAUGACUGAACACCAACGGCCAGAGUUCAUUCGCGUUUCGGGACUUCAACAGACAUUUGGGCUAGAACUUAUUGAGUCCGUUAUAACAAAUCAUGCCACUGUCUUCAGUAAACACCCCGAGCAAGCGCAAAUUCUACGCAGCAGGGUUAUGCCACUUAUCAUAGGCGCACUAAAGGCGAAGCCCAACUUUGCUACCACGGUCCGAUUGAUGCGAAUUCUGUACACUAUGCUGCGUAGGCAUAUCAGCAUUUUACCGUCAGAAUGCGGUGAGGCGCUGGCUGUACUAACACAUAUCCUUGACCAAGACGAGACUUACUGGAAAAGAGCACUGUGCAUGGAGGUUUUCCGGGGGAUAUUUGCAGACCACGCCCUUCUCAGGCGCAUUUACGCCAUGUUUGAUGCUACCGAAGGGGAAAAGGAUGUCCUCAAACCCCUGAUAGCUACAUUCGUGCGCUUGAGCUCCGAGAAGCCUGCUUUGAUUGGACUUGGUCCUCAAUCCUCGUUACCUAUGAUCAGCUCAAACACUCAGAGCUCGUCUGAGCAAGCCAUCGCUGAGGCCAGUGGCAUGACCGGCCUGAUGACAGGACCGGUUGGAUCAGAAACCAUUACUAUAGGUAUCAGCACACAGUUCAGCUCAGUACGCGUUCCCUGUAUUGAUCAGCUCGACAAGACUGAGGCACCUGCAAUCCCAGAGUCUUACCUCUACAGUCUGGUACUGGCCUGCAUCUCCAAUGUCUCUGACAAUCUCGCAAAGCUUGUCUUAUCUAUCACGGUUGGGAGUGAGACGAGAAAUCGAAAGAGAACCUCUAGACAAGAAUUUGGGCGUGACUCACCUGUACCCCAAAGCGAACAUGAAAGCGCAUCACCAAAGAGCAACCUGGAAAGGUCAACAUCGUUCAGGAAGAACCCUAUUCCUGUGAACCCGCUUUCACUCGUAGACCAUCCUCAGCAUUCCGAGGUCAAGAUUUGUGCCGCAAUCGUCGAAGAAUGCUGGCCAGCCAUUCUUGCGACUUGCUCAACGUUCUUGAAUGCUGCUCUGGACUCGGAAUACUACCAUGGAUUGGUGCGUGCGUUCCAGCGAUUUGCACAUGUCGCUGGUUUGUUGCAGUUGUCAACGCCCCGUGAUGCUUUCCUCACAAGCCUAGGCAAGGCAGCUGUCCCGUCCAAUCUCCUUACUGCUUGUGUCAAUUCUGGCCAGGGCCGUCCCCAGACACCGAGUACACCAACCGAUGGCAGUCUUUUCAGCAAUGCUCGGGGACUCCUUAGCGUUGACAGCCUGACACCCACCACACCUACCGCUGAUAAGGGAAGACAAGCAUCGUUCGACGCUUCAGUUGUCUCUUUGAAUACCCGCAACCUGUUAUGCCUACGAGCACUUCUUAAUCUGGGUAUCGCGUUGGGUCCAACCUUGUCAGAUGCUUGGAAUAUCAUAUUGGAGACUCUGCAGCAGGCAGACUUUGUACUUUAUGUCAGCGGAAAGACUCCCGGCAGAGCACCAAGUAUCAACCGAGGACUUGAUUCAGGGGGUGAUAACGAGACGGCAACGUUGAUGCACAACUUCAGUUCUGAAGUUCGUGCUGUCGAAACUGCGGCUUCGAGACUUAUUGAUAGCACGAUUGACUUCCCCAACGAGUCGUUUCUGGAAGUUGUGGCAGCUGUCUGUAGUUUGUUGGCGCAACGACUACCUGAACAGUCUGAGGGAGCAUCCCAAGCCCAGGUACCCUCGGAUGGGCAGCUCAAGGCUCCUGUCGCACAAGGCCGCAGAGCCUCUGGGCAGAUGAACACUGGAUCGACCCAGGAAGAUAAAUUCGCACUUGCCAAAAUAGGCGAGCUUGCUAAUAUCAAUAUCGAACGACUUUUAGAAUACAGCCCAGAAGAAUCUGGCUGGGAUGUACUAACCGAAAAACUCAUCGACACCUUAACUUCCUCAAACACAAACUCAUCCGUCCGAACAAGGGCAGCUGAUAUCCUUGUCAAACUGGUAUCGGAAGCUGCCAAUGUAACUUCUUCGCUACCAGAGGAGGCUCGCGGCGACAAACAACUGCGGUUCUUUGAGGCUCUUCGCAUGUCACUAGAACCUCUGCUUAAGGGAGACCGUGAGGUGUCUCUUGCAAGCCACUCCACGGAUAUUGAUAUUCACAAAAUUAUCCUUGACGGGCUUCAAAGUAUCAUCGAGAGCAACGGAGAAACACUAGUCAAGGGAUGGGACAUUGCCUUUGAAAUCAUUGGCACCAUCUUUGUUACGAGAGAACUCGACCACGAGUAUCGCCGCGGCUCAGUGGCCAACCCAAUUCUCCUGGACACUCGAUCAGCAAAACUCAUCAGGUCGUCUUUCAACUCUCUCCAGCUUAUUUGCUCAGACUUCCUGGCCUCGCUACCAAAUUCGUGUUUCUUGAUCCUUGUCGAUAAUCUCUACAAGUUUUGUUCACAAGAUGACGAUCUUAACAUUGCAUUGACUACGGUGACCUUCUUCUGGGUGUUGAGCGACUUUCUCUCAUCGAAGAACGAGUCGCUUGAUAUCCCCGCGGAGAUGAUGCAAAACACGAACCCAUCUGAUCUUGAGAAAAUGGCAGCCGACCAUGAACACAAAUGCUCAGAUGCGGCAUUGUGGAUGUUGCUUCUGCUCCGACUGACAAAUGUUACUACUGAUGAUAGACUCGAGCUUCGUAACAGCGCGAUUCAGACCUUGCUAAGAAUAUUUGAUGCAUACGGCGAUCGACUUAGCUCAGAGUCGUGGUCAACAUGCGUCAAAUCAGUUGUUUUCAAACUCUUAUCAUCAAUCGAGCAAGAAAUCAGAGUCUUGCAAUCGGGAGAGGAUGAAGAAGCGGAUGAUGGUGAUCGUGCUGAGUGGACAGAGACAGCUGUUGUGGUUCUCAACGGUAUCUCAAGCCUCUUGGCUAAUUAUCUCGAUAUCCUCGCAGUUCAUCCCUCGUUUGACGACCUGUGGAAAGAAUUGCUUACCCACUUCACUACUCUACUCGACUUCAAAGUCCUCGAUAUCAACACUGCGAUCUUCAAGGCUCUUGCUCACAUCCUGUCCGAAACUAGCAAUGAUGGUAAAUCUGCCUUUAGCAAGACUGCGAUUGAUAUUUCGUGGGAACUUUGGGCAAGAGAAGUCCCGACUUCAAAGCCUGUCGGUGAAAAGGCUGAAGACAACCAAAACUGCCUCAUUGCCUAUGUGUCGGUUUUGACAGAAAUCUACCGACUCAUACAAGAAACUCUUGAGGUGAAUAGAGUCUCCAGGAUUCUGGACUUGCUCCGCGAGACCUUGGAUGAAGCCACGGUUGGUGAUUACGUCAAAGAUAUUGAGUACAUGACGCAGUUGCAGGCGCAAAUUAUUGAAGCCGUUCAGAUGAUCCGAACCGACAUCGAAGGCGUUCCGUCGGCCAUGAUCACACAAGUUGCGGAUUUUGUCGUCCUGCCAUUCGUUCAGGCAUCAAAAUCUGGCUCGAAGCGCACAUAUAUUGCGCUCUCCAAAAUGAGUAUGAAGGAACUGGAAAAGCUCAUUGUCAAUCAUUCAUCGAACUCCGACAUCUAUAGCAGCAACUCUUUUUACAGGGCCCUGGAAGCCUUGUGCAAGCCCAUUGCGCUGAAAUAUGGGUUCACUACAAUCACCAAAUCAACACCGCCGUGGAGGCUGGCUACCUCUACAGCGCUUACUGUCCUUGAGGCGACCCUUUCACACAUUACCAGCCUAGAGCUUUCGAAAGAAGUCACCCAGAAAAUUUGGACUACUGUUGUGACCAUCGCUGACGGAAUCAUGAGCGCGGACUGCAGUAUUGCUCCCUCAGAGACGAAUCUUGCCGACGACGAGAGCUUUGAUAUAGAAUCAUUCCACAAGCUGCGAGAACUAAUCAUACCUUCUCUGGGUGCAACCGCAGUUCCCGAAAAGGCUCGAACGGCUUAUGCAGAGAGUCUCUUCAAGACAUCGAUAAUUCAUGCACCUUCACCAGAAGAGGAGUCGAUCAUCAACGGAACACAUGAAAAAGGUCUAUCGGCGCUUUAUGGUAACCGUGCAGGUCGAACUGUAUCUAUACCACCAACAAAGCGCGUGAACAUGGCUUAUGUCACCUGCGAAGUUUUGUUUGACAUGGUUGCUGCUAGAGACGAGCCAACAAUUGUCAUUCAGCCUCCGACGCCUCAGUUCCCCGACCCAAAACAUAGUCGAUUUCUUGAGUCGCCAGUUAGCCUCCAUGCCCAGAUCGCUAGCACAGCUGCACCAUUCCUCAUACUUCGAUGCGCAUUGACAUUGAGGGCAUAUAUUGCUGACCAGCCUCUACGGGGACGGAUGCCUCAGCCUCUGAGCCAACGAAAGGAGCUGUCAUGGAUUCUACGGAAACUAGUUGAUUUGAAGAGUGACAGUGACUCAAUCCCUGAAUUGAGAAAUGUUGAGAGCGAGGGAAGGAAGCAUCUUCUAAGACUUUAUCCUCUUAUUGUACGGGCGUCUGGCGUAGCUGGGCACGAGGCGGUUAGUGCUUUGUUAAGAGAAGCCCUAGAAGUUGUAGGAGAAGAGUUGGGAUUUUGA